Messenger RNA from Eriocheir sinensis (Chinese mitten crab), 4498 nucleotides. RefSeq names its product protein jagged-2-like. NCBI's taxonomy places the organism in Eukaryota, Metazoa, Arthropoda, Malacostraca, Decapoda, Varunidae. The transcript has 18 exons. Gene Ontology annotation, biological process: cell communication; establishment or maintenance of epithelial cell apical/basal polarity; Notch signaling pathway. Gene Ontology annotation, molecular function: calcium ion binding; Notch binding. Bases 1 to 3504 code for a protein of 1167 amino acids. Gene Ontology annotation, cellular component: protein-containing complex; plasma membrane. The record is from RefSeq and is a predicted model, not a curated record.
AUGGGGUGUGGGGAAGAUAUCGUGACUUGGGUGAACAGUGAGGUGGAGAGAUCGUUCACGCUGAUUCUGGAGGUCCUCGACUUGUCCACCAACGAGACAGCAGGCGGCGGUGAGGUGAUAGACUCCAUGACGUACAGCGGCAUCUUGGUCCCGGGUCCUGAUUGGCACACUCUGACCCACGCGGGCUCGGUGGCGCGCGUGGCCUACCGGGUGCGCGUCCUGUGUGACCAGAACUACUACAACACAACCUGCACCAAGUUCUGCCGGCCCCGUGACGACCAGUUCGGACACCUCACCUGCGAUGCCUCCGGGGACAAGGUGUGCAGGCCUGGUUGGAUGGGGGACAACUGUGACAAAGCCAUAUGCAAGCAGGGGUGUCACAUGGAACACGGCACUUGCACCCAGCCCGGAGAAUGCGAGUGUCGCUUGGGCUGGACGGGCGAGCUGUGUGACCAGUGCCGCCCCUACCCCGGCUGCAAACACGGGUACUGCGACGGACAGCCCUGGACUUGCGUGUGUCAUCUGAACUGGGGCGGCAUCCUGUGUGACCAAGACCUGAACUACUGCGGCCGCUACCCCUGUGUGAACGGGGGCACCUGUGAGAACACGGCCCCUGAUGAGUACCUGUGUACCUGUCCAGAGGGAUUCUCCGGGGAAAACUGUGAGGUGGUAGAGGACCCCUGCGCCCCGGGACCCUGCCAGAACGGGGGAACCUGUCGUGAGGUGAACGGGGGCUUCCAGUGUACCUGUCCCGCGGGGUGGACGGGGAACACCUGUGGAGACGACGUGGACGAGUGUGCCUCCAGCCCCUGCGAACACGGGGGUAAAUGCAUGGACGAGGUCAAUGGCUUCAGCUGCAACUGCACGCAAGGUUGGGAGGGCAACACCUGUCAGUUCGAUUCCGAUGAGUGCCAAGGGCGGCCCUGCAUCAACGCCGUGUCCUGCGUCAACCUCGAGGGAGAUUACGAAUGCCAGUGCCGCAAGGGUUGGGAAGGCAAGAACUGCAACCUUAACCUCAACGACUGCCAGGGUCAAUGCAUCCACGGGGCGACCUGCAUUGACCUGGUGGAUGACUAUCACUGCGCCUGCGACCAUGGCUACACUGGUCGGCAUUGCGAGACGGAGGUGGAUGAGUGUAGCAACGCGCCCUGCCACAACGGAGGGGAGUGCGUGGACAUGCUAGCCGACUACCGCUGCAUCUGUCCUGUUGGGUUCUCCGGGCAGCAGUGUGAGAUCGACAUCGACUUGUGCAACCCGAACCCGUGUGACAACGGCGCCCCCUGCAUCAACACGCGCUCCGACUACUACUGUCACUGCCCCGAGGGAUGGGCCGGCAAGAACUGCUCGUCUCCCCGCCCCGCCUGCACCACGCCCCCCUGCCAAGUGGUCGACAGCUGCACGGUGCCGGAGUCUCAGGAGUCCGGGGCGGUCCUCCUCGUGCCCUCCAACAUCUGCGGGAGGCACGGCCGCUGCGUCAGUUAUGCCGAGGGGGCCUUCUCCUGCGUGUGUGACCCUGGCUUCAGCGGACAGUACUGCCAUAUAAACGUGAACGAUUGCGAGUCUUCCCCGUGCAUGAACGGUGGCACUUGCGUCGACCUCGAGAACAGCUUCCAGUGCGUGUGUGACCCGGGCUGGGAGGGACCCUACUGCAACACUGAUGUGGACGAGUGCGCUGAGCGUCCGUGCCGCAACAACGCCUCCUGCAGGGACGGCGACAGGGACUUCACGUGCGUGUGCCAGGACGAGUGGAAGGGCCGCACCUGCUCCUCCACCACCUCCCACUGCGACCCCAACACCUGCCAGAACGGCGGCACCUGCGUCGACCUCGGCGACGGCUUCGUGUGCCACUGCCUGCCCGAGUGGCGCGGCAGCAUCUGUCAGAUCCCGGAGCGCCGCCCGUGUGACUCGUCGCCGUGCCAGAACGGCGCCACGUGCGUCAACAGCGGCGACGGCUUCACCUGCCUGUGUCCGGACGGCUGGGACGGCGCCGCCUGUAACAACAACAUCAACGACUGCACGCCGCACCCCUGCUACAACGGCGGCCUCUGCGUGGACGGCAUCAACUGGCGCGUGUGUGAGUGCGCGCCGGGCUUCGCGGGGCCGGACUGCCGCGUCAACAUCAACGAGUGUGCCUCCUCCCCCUGCGCCUUCGGCAGCACCUGCAUCGACGGCGUCGCGGACUUCACGUGCCUGUGCCCGCCGGGACGCACCGGAGGCCGCUGCGAGCUCGUCGAGAACAACAGCACCUCCGUCCAGGCCUCCAAGGCGUGCAAGUGGGGCGAGGACCUGCGGCCCCACGGCGCCGUGUGGCGCCACCAGUGCAACUCCUGCCACUGCAGCCACGGCGUCGCCUCCUGCUCGGACGUGUGGUGCGGCCCUGAGAACUGCCUCAGCUCCCGCGACCCCGGCCACUACCCGUGCGAGCCCCACCAGGUGUGCGUGCCGGGGCCGCUGCACUGGUGCCUGGCACCGCCCUGCGAGCCGUGGGGAGAGUGCCGGAUGCUGAGCGAGGAGGGGCAGCACGUGGCCCCGCGCACCAACCCCGGCCCCGAGGACUGCGUGCCCAACCACGCCACGCUCAACAACGGCUGCGCCAGACUCACCCUCAUCCUGGACCGCGCCAGGCUGCCGCCGGGCUCCCGCGUCCAGACGGUGUGCCAGGGCCUGCGCGCCGCCUGGGCUGACCGCCACGCCCACACCUCCACGCCCGCGCCCAUCAUCCUCUGCGGCCUGCUGGUGGGCACAAACGACACGAUAGAAGUCACGCUGUCCUACGUGAGCGAGGGGCCGCGCGGGGACGUCACCAUGGCGGCCAAGACCCUCGGCGAGCUGGUCAGCAGGAAGCUCACGCCCGCCUCCGCCCUGGCCGCCGCCGUGGAGGUGAAGGUGGAGACGACGGUGGUGAGCGGCGAGCCCGCAGGCGUGGCGAGCGGCGUGCUGGCGGCCGUGACGGUGGUGCUGGUGGUGUUGGUGGUGCUGGUGGUGGCGGCGCUGGGCUACUGGCAGUGCCGGCGGCGGCACCUUCAGGCGCACCACCGCAACGCCUUCCCGUCCCACUCGUCGCGGCACAAGCUGGCGGAGGACACCCACGUCGAGAAGUCCAACAACGAGAACGAGGAGAAGCUGUGGCGGUACCACAACCCCCUCAAGACCACCACCUUCAGCGUGGGCCCCACCGACGGGGCGGAGCCCUCCUGCUCCAGGAUGAGUCCCCAGGGCCCGGGCGACCCCCGCGUGGCACCCCUGGGCCCCCUGGCCCCCCCCUGUGGCCUGAUGCCGGUCCAAAAGGGCAUGCUGGCCACCCCCGAGACGGACCUGAGUGACUGCGACUCCCCGACGCACGGGCUGCCCGCCGCCAUGCGCAAGGUGCAGAACGCCGACGUGGAGCGGAACAUGACGCCGCACGACCCCGCCUGCAAGAGCCUGCAGAAGGAGAUCAACCUGAAGGCCAUCAGCCCGCGGCCGCUGGAGCCCGAGCCCAUCACCACCGAGAUGGUGGUAUAGCGGCGCCGCGCCGCCCCAACCUCUGUGUUCACGGGGGAGGCCGCGCCGACCUCCCUUGACCCACUCCCGUCCAUGAUGACCCGGUGACCACGCACUUCCCUCCACCCGGUGACGUCACACAGCUUGGUGCGCCGCAGGACACUAGUGAUGUAGUGCCACAGAAGCUUAUUUUUCUACGAGAGGUUGCGGAGCGGCCGCCCGGCCCGCGCCGCUCCCGCUAUUUUCUUGGUGCCGGACCUGACAGGCCCCGGGGUGCCGCGCGGCGCCCCGGGGCCUCCUUGUAGAUACAGUGGGCGUGUUCGUAAGCUAGCGCAGUAGCAGGACACUACAGUGGAAGGUCGUGAUCUCUAUAGUCUAUUUUCUCUCGUAAUUUACUUUUCCGCAUUUUCUGCAAAGCAGUAGAGUGUGACGUCACUGACCCUUGAUGUGGUCAAGCCGCCGGCUGACAGGCUGACAGGCCGGCUGGCCGGCUGACAGGCUGGUCGGUCGGCCGGGGCGUGAGUAGGCUCACCCCGGGCCGCUGACCGCCUGGCCCGGCGCCCGCCGCGCCGCCCGUACAAUACUCGGCCUGGCCCGGCGCCACUCACCACCUGAUACUGAUGUAGAGAGCUGUGAUAUUUUUGUACAUUUGUAUUCAGUGUUGUGCAAUGUAUAUAUGUAAGUAUUUAUUGGUGUUCCGACCAGUGCUGCGCCCCCGGUGCUGCGGACAGGCGGUGGCGGCCCCGAGCCGUCCACGGGGCGGGGCGCCACCCACAGGACAGGGGAGGGAGGAGCUGCCCCACCACCCGGGGCGGGGCGGUCCACUACCCGGGCUGUGAUAGUCGGAUCACCGCGGGGCGCCGACCCCUCAGCCAUCCUUUGCCUUAAGUCACUCAGAGUUGUUUGUACCGAGUCGCUGCUCGACCCCUAAACAGAUGUACUAUUUUAGUAUUGCGGCGCGGCAGCACGCCUUGCCAGGGAACACCGCGAAAAGACAAUAAAAGUUUACCUGAAA